This is a messenger RNA of Tauraco erythrolophus (red-crested turaco), 812 nucleotides long. The record is from RefSeq and is a predicted model, not a curated record. NCBI's taxonomy places the organism in Eukaryota, Metazoa, Chordata, Aves, Musophagiformes, Musophagidae.
AUGACUAAGUGGACCAUGUUUGAAUAUGAAAAUAGCUGGACAGGUUCUUUUCUGCCAUCUCUUUCUCUCCAUUACCUGCUCCAGGUCCAGGCACAGGAUCAGGCUCUCGUCGUACGCUUCCUGACCAAACGGUUCAUCUGGGAGUAUGACCCAACGCUGGAGUCUACAUAUCGUCACCAAGCUACCAUUGAUGAUGAAGUGGUUUCCAUGGAGAUACUAGACACAGCUGGUCAGGAGGACGCUAUUCAGAAAGAAGGACAUGUGCGAUGGGGUGAAGGCUUCGUGCUGGUUUAUGACAUCACAGACAGAGGCAGCUUUGAGGAAGUGCUGCCACUUAAGAACUUGUUGGAUGAAGUUAAAAAACCCAAAAACGUCACCCUGAUCCUGGUGGGCAACAAAGCAGACUUGGAUCACUCCAGGCAGGUCAGCACAGAGGAAGGUGAAAAGCUGGCCACAGAACUAGCAUGUGCUUUUUAUGAGUGCUCUGCUUGCACAGGAGAGGGCAACAUUAUGGAGGCCUUCUAUGAGCUCUGUCGUGAGGUACGGCGUCGAAAGAUGGUCCAGGGCAAGACUCGGAGACGAAGCUCCACCACCCACGUCAAGCAGGCAAUUAAUAAGAUGCUUACCAAAAUCAGCAGCUAAAAAGAGCUGUACCAAGCCAGAGAAGCAGAGCACAUUUAAUUAAAAAUGGUCAAAGCUUUGCAAUGAAAAAAUAGAAAAGACAAACCACACCACUUUUUUGAAUAACACAGGAUCAGACUUUUUUCCUGUUUCAAGAUAUAUUUAGCCACGCUGCUUCUGGCUGAUGUGGG